Molecule: messenger RNA, 1461 nt
Organism: Pipistrellus kuhlii (Kuhl's pipistrelle)
Lineage: Eukaryota; Metazoa; Chordata; Mammalia; Chiroptera; Vespertilionidae
Gene: SLC25A29
Product: solute carrier family 25 member 29
Exons: 5
Coding region: 433-1353 (306 amino acids)
Biological process (GO): mitochondrial L-ornithine transmembrane transport
Cellular component (GO): mitochondrion
Molecular function (GO): high-affinity L-arginine transmembrane transporter activity
Source: RefSeq, a predicted model, not a curated record
UGCCGGCCGGCCGGGGGCGGGGCGCGCGGCCCGAAGUGAGGGACCCGGGGCCGGGCGCACAGCCUCGAGGGCGCGCGAGCCGGCCUGCGGGAGCCUCUGCGGGGCCAGAGCCGCGCGCAGAGCCGCCGCCGCCGCCCCGGCCCCCGGCCCCCGCCCCGCUCAGGCUCCGCGCCAGGAGGCGGCGGCCAGACCGAGCCUCUACCCGGCGAGCCGGGCGCUCCCGACGGCGACCUGCCCCGCACCGGGCCGCCAAGGAGAAGGGGAAGGACGCGGAGGAAGGACGGCCAUGGCACUGGACUUCCUGGCGGGCUGCGCGGGGGCUGCGUGAGCAGCAGGUGAGGAAGGGACAUCAGCAUUGACUUGGAUAGAUCCUGGCCUGACCUUGGGGAUGUCACCCUCACAUGCUCUCUCUCUCCUCCCCUCCCCCCAGCCAUGAGGAUUAAGGGGCUCCCGGAGGAACCCCGGAUCACAGCAGGUGUGGCAGGCGUGCUGGUGGGACACCCAUUUGACACGGUCAAGGUGAGGCUGCAGGUGCAGAGCCUGGAGAAGCCCCAGUACCGAGGCACCAUGCACUGCUUCCAGUCCAUCAUCAAGCAGGAGAGCGUGCUGGGCCUGUACAAGGGCCUGGGCUCGCCGCUCAUGGGGCUCACCUUCAUCAACGCGCUGGUGUUCGGCGUGCAGGGCAACACGCUGCGGGCGCUGGGCCAGGACUCGCCCCUGAACCAGUUCCUGGCGGGGGCGGCGGCGGGCGCCAUCCAGUGCGUCAUCUGCUGCCCCAUGGAGCUGGCCAAGACGCGGCUGCAGCUGCAGGACGUGGGCGCGGCGCGCACCUACCGCGGCUCGCUGGACUGCCUGGCGCAGAUCUACCGGCGCGAGGGCCUGCGCGGCGUGAACCGCGGCAUGGUGUCCACGCUGCUGCGCGAGACGCCCAGCUUCGGCGUCUACUUCCUCUCCUACGACCUGGGCACCCGCGCGCUGGGCUGCGAGCCGGGCGACGCGCUGCUGGUGCCCAAGCUGCUGCUGGCGGGCGGCACGUCGGGCAUCCUGUCCUGGCUCUCCACCUACCCCGUGGACGUGGUCAAGUCCCGGCUGCAGGCUGACGGCGUGCGGGGCGCCGCCCGCUACCGCGGCAUCGUGGACUGCGCGCGCCAGAGCUACCGCGCCGAGGGCUGGCGCGUCUUCACGCGCGGCCUCACCUCCACGCUGCUGCGCGCCUUCCCCGUCAACGCCGCCACCUUCGCCACCGUCACCAUCGUGCUCACCUACACGCGCGGCCCCGAGGACCCGGCCGAGGACGAGGGGGUGCCCGCUGCCGCCCCGGGGUCCGCGCUGGCCCAGCCCUCCAGCCUGUGACCGCCGCCCAUGGGCAGAGGCAUGGCCUCCCCUUUUCCUCACCCCGACAUCCGCAUCCAGGGGCCCCCCCUGCCCGGGCCGGGGGGGCGGGGACCCCAUCAGAUCUGG